AUGCCGUCUUAUGUAAGAGAGUGUAGCCUCCUUGCCUGGACAUGUGCACAGGAGCCGGCAGCCUGUGUCGCCAUUGACUCCAGUGAGUGCCACUGUAAUGAACACCCAUUUUCCACACAGCAGUGGUCCUUGCGUGCAAGGAGUCUGACUGCGUGGUACGCACCACCGCUUGACACGGCACAGCUCCUGAACAACUCAGAGGUGCGCCACCUAGUGCUGAUCAUGUGAAGCACAACUAGGGACGGGCCUUUGGUUGAAGGUGAGCAGACAGCCAAAGGCGGGUCACCACCUUCUGACCAUUUCACAGUGCGGAAGCUGGAGAGGCUAACCAUCUCGUACCCAUCCCAGGGGGCAGGGCACAGUGUUAUGCUGGGCGGGGACAUGGGAGCACCCUACCAUGAAGAGGAAAGGAUAGCUGUCAUUCACACACCUCUGCUGGCUUGCAAGGGUGGGCUGAAAGGGUAUACAGUGAAAACUUGUGUGGAUAGCUAUGGCCUAAUGCCCAUUCAUGUCUCUUGA
This is a messenger RNA of Electrophorus electricus (electric eel), 519 nucleotides long. RefSeq lists its product as uncharacterized. NCBI's taxonomy places the organism in Eukaryota, Metazoa, Chordata, Actinopteri, Gymnotiformes, Gymnotidae. The record is from RefSeq and is a predicted model, not a curated record.